This is a messenger RNA of Fusarium venenatum, 1134 nucleotides long. The record is from RefSeq and is a predicted model, not a curated record. NCBI's taxonomy places the organism in Eukaryota, Fungi, Ascomycota, Sordariomycetes, Hypocreales, Nectriaceae.
AUGUCUUCACUACAACCUCAUCUAUGGGCCGCAGAGUUUGUAACCUUUCCAGCUGCGACUAUCUUCCUUAUUCUGCGACUAUCCAGUCGGAGGAUUACCAGAGUACGCCUUUGGUGGGAUGACUACUUUGCGGUACUCUGUUAUGCCGUCGCCGUUGCAUGGGCCAUAAUGCUCCCUAUUUGGAUACGACAUGGCUUUGGCUUACACUCAGAUGACGUUCAAGGAAUGACCAUAGAGGAAGCAAACUACGCGACGAAAAAGUACCUCUUCAUCAUCGAGCAUCUCUAUGCAUUCACCCUCUUCUUUGCCAAGAUCUCUAUCUUGUCCUUUUACUGGCGAAUGUUCCGCGUCGCCAAUAUUCAAUUUGCAAUUUCGAUCCUAUUGACCUGCUCCAUUCUCUGGAUCAUCGUGCGAGUCUUUCUGACUACAUUUCAUUGUUAUCCAGUGGAGGCAUUUUGGGAUCCUCACAUUGAACAUUCUGUCUGUCCCAUCAAAAGCGCCGACUUUUUCUUCGGUACUGUUCUUGCUCACGUCUUGAUCGAUGUUGGUAUCUUGAUUCUUCCUAUUGUACAGAUCCAGAAACUUCAGCUUCCUAUCCUUCAGAAGAUAGCAAUGAUCUUCUUGUUCUUAUUUGGUAUAUUAGUGUGCGUGGCCGGUAUGGUCAUCGUUAGUGUAUCUGCCCACUUCAAUAACAAGUCAGACGACAUGACAUACCAAUUGGCUCCCAUCAUCAUAUGGGCUUCAGUGGAGGUAAAUCUAGUGACAAUAUCCAGUAUGCGUCUUCCCCCUUCCGUCCGCCCUUUAAGUCAAAUCAACUCAUUAUUGUGCAGCCUGUCUCCCUAUCAUUCGACCGGCCUGUCUAUUCCUGAUGACUUGCACGGACCCAACUUCAACGAUCGAUUCCAAAUCCAGCGUUUACCCAAUGCCGGAUCAAGUUCUACACAUGUGCUUACAGAACUCCCGAAUGAUUCAGCAGCUUCAGUUGACGGAAGCGAUCACCGCGGGCAUCAUGGGCAUACGUCUUCUGUGACUCUUUCGAGUCGACCAGUUACCCCAAGCCUUGCAGGUGUCGGUGGCAUAAUGCUAAAGAAUGAAACGUUUGUACAUAAAGAGAAUGCAAGAGCGUAUCGUUGA